AUGAAUGAAAUCCAGCCCAGUUCACUCUUCAGUGGGGACUCGUACCAAACAUUACCAAACAUUAGAACCAACCAAAUCAGAAAUCUCUCGUCCGACAAGAGAAAUCUCGCCGCUGCGCCUUAUCGUCCAUCCACCUUGGCCGAGGAGGAGGAUGCAGGCACAGGUGGCAUCGUCUUCCCGGGCCAUUCGAAAAUCCGACACCACCAUCCUGAUGCAAUUCCUCUCGAUCCCCACCGCCUCCUCGCCUACUCCCAGGCUCUUCAAGCCCGUGGCCUCUUCGGCCUCCUUCCGCCGCCCCUCUCCACCGACGCCUCCGGCCCCAAGACCCUCGCCGCCGCCCCCGCCGCCUCCUCCUCCCGCAAACCCCCUCGCCUCCAAGCUAUGGCUGACGAGCAAGCUGUCCCCACCGCCUCCUUCGCCAGUGUCGCUCGAGAUGGUGGAGGAGCCUCCGCCCCGCCGGAGCCGGAGCCGGAGCCGGAGCAGGAGGCGGCGGCGCUGCGGCAGGAGGACUUCCGGCAGAAGGGCAAGGUGUUCGUGGGGAACCUGCCGCUGUGGGCGGGGAAGCCUGAGAUCACGGAGUUCUUCCGCCAGUUCGGGCCCCUGGAGAAGGUGGAGCUGGUGCGGGGCCACGACGACCCCGAGCGCAACGUCGGCUUCUGUUUCCUCUACUACGGGGGCGACGACCCGGAGACCGCCGCGGGGCGGGCCGUGGAGGUGGACGGGGUGGAGUUCCGGGGGAAGUCGCUCACCGUGAGGCUCGACGACGGGAGGAAAGGGAGGGCCAGGGCGGAGGAGCGGGCGCGCUGGGUCGAAGCUGGGGUGGCCCGGGAGGCUCGCUCACCGUGGCACAAGGGCAGGGAGGACGCGUGCCGCGAGUUCCGGAGAGUGCUGGAGUCGCGGCCCGAGAACUGGCAGGCUGUCGUCUCUGCUUUCGAGCGGAUUCCCAAGCCAUCAAGGAGGGAAUUUGGUCUGAUGGUUGUGUAUUAUGCCAAGCGAGGUGAUAAGCAUCACGCUCGUGCAACAUUUGAGAACAUGAGAGCAAGAGGGAUAGAGCCCAAUGCGUUUGUCUUCACAAGCCUUGUUCACGCUUAUGCAGUUGCUAGAGAUAUGCGUGGGGCAAUGUCAUGCAUUGAGGAAAUGAAAUCUGAAGGCCUCGAAAUGACAGUUGUUACUUAUAGUAUCCUUAUUGCAGGAUAUGGCAAAACUAACGAUGCUCAAUCUGCAGACAAGUUGUUCAAAGAGGCUAAGACCAAGCUCGACAACCUAAAUGGAAUCAUAUAUAGCAACAUUAUACAUGCUCACUGCCAAUCUGGGAAUAUGGAUCGAGCUGAAGAGCUGGUCCAUGAAAUGGAAGAGGAUGGAAUUGAUGCUCCUAUCGAUGUUUAUCACAGUAUGAUGCAUGGAUAUACUGUCGUCCAUGAUGAAAACAAAUGUCUAAUUGUGUUUGAAAGGCUGAAGCAGUGUGGCUUCAAACCAUCUAUAAUAUCUUAUGGUUGCCUUAUUAAUCUGUAUGUUAAGAUUGGGAAGGCUCCGAAAGCCUUAGCUAUUAGCAAAGAAAUGGAAUCACAUGGCAUCAAACAUAAUAACAAAACUUACUCUAUGCUGAUCAAUGGAUUUAUCCAUCUGCAUGACUUUGCAAAUGCUUUUAGCAUUUUCGAGGACAUGAUAAAAUCAGGUUUGCAGCCUGAUCGUGCCGUAUACAAUUUGCUGGUUGAAGCAUUUUGUAAGAUGGGAAAUAUGGAUCGAGCUCUUCGCAUAUUUGAAAGAAUGCAGAAGGAACGAAUGCAACCAUCAAAUAGAACAUUCAGGCCUAUCAUAGAAGGAUUUGCAGUUGCUGGAGAUAUGAAAAGGGCUCUCGAUACCCUUGACCUAAUGCGGCGAAGUGGUUGUGCUCCUAAUGUAAUGACUUACAAUGCUCUCAUCCAUGGGCUAAUUAGAAAGCACCAGGUUGAAAGAGCUGUUUCUGUACUUGACAAGAUGUCUUUUGCUGGCAUUGCACCAAAUGAGCAUACAUACACAAUCAUUAUGAGAGGCUAUGCUGCUAGUGGAGAUAUUGGGAAGGCUUUUGAGUAUUUCACCAAAAUCAAAGAGAGUGGCCUAAAGCUCGAUGUGUACAUUUAUGAAACAUUGUUGAGAGCCUGUUGCAAAUCAGGAAGGAUGCAAAGUGCCUUAGCAGUUACAAGAGAGAUGAGCUUUCAGAAGAUACCAAGGAAUACAUUUAUAUAUAAUAUUUUGAUUGAUGGUUGGGCUCACAGAGGAGAUGUCUGGGAGGCAGCAGAUUUGAUGAAACAAAUGAAAGAGGAUGGAAUCCCUCCUAACAUCCAUACAUUUACCUCCUACAUAAAUGCAUGCUGCAAAGCAGGAGACAUGCAGAGAGCGGAAAAUGUGAUUCAAGAAAUGGCAGAUGUUGGAUUGAAACCGAAUGUCAAGACGUUUACCACAUUGAUUAAAGGUUGGGCUAGAGUGUCACUGCCAGAUAGAGCGUUGAAAUGCUUUGAGGAGAUGAAAUUGGCUGGGCUUAUGCCUGAUGAAGCUGCUUAUCAUUGCUUGGUGACCUCACUUCUCUCAAGGGCAACUGUGAUGGAGGGAAGCACCUACACGGGAAUCUUAAGUGUCUGUAGGGAAAUGUUUGAGAAUGAUUUGACUGUUGACAUGCGCACUGCUGUUCACUGGUCAAAAUGGCUUCACAAGAUUGAGAGGACGGGUGGUGCGCUAACAGAAGCACUUCAGCGAAUAUUUCCACCUGAUUGGAACUCAUCAGAAAAUUUGGAGGCUUCGAGUUCUGUAAGUGACGGAGAUUCUGAAUCUUGCAGUGACUCAGAGUUUAGUGAUAAUGAUGAGGAUCAUGAUGAUGACUUGUGA
Molecule: messenger RNA, 2862 nt
Organism: Miscanthus lutarioriparius
Lineage: Eukaryota; Viridiplantae; Streptophyta; Magnoliopsida; Poales; Poaceae
Source: the annotation of a GenBank genome assembly